Molecule: messenger RNA, 1290 nt
Organism: Zychaea mexicana
Lineage: Eukaryota; Fungi; Mucoromycota; Mucoromycetes; Mucorales; Lichtheimiaceae
Product: putative alginate lyase
Exons: 5
Coding region: 1-1290 (429 amino acids)
Cellular component (GO): periplasmic space
Molecular function (GO): lyase activity
Source: RefSeq, a predicted model, not a curated record
AUGGGUCCAAAGAAACCAGAAAUAGAGUACAUUCAUCUGCGCCGUAUCUUUGAGCUACGCAAGGCAAAAGACCCUCCUCAAGAAUACACCGAGGCCUACGAGUGCCUGCGCAAACUUGCACAGGGUGCCAUGAAGAAAGGACCCUUCACUGUCACCAAUGGCAAAACUGCUCCACAUAUUGCUGCCAGUGGUGACCCACGCGAUUUCUUGAGUUAUGCACCAUACUGGUGGCCGGAAGAAAAAAAUGGCAAAGUAAACUACGUUCGUCGCGACGGCAAGCGUAAUCCUGAUUGCAAACUAGUGCAGGACCAAUCCCAACUGGAGGGUCUUGCAGAAAAUUUAACGUAUCUUUGCCUGGGGUAUUACCUACUGGGUAAGCCUGAAUACGGCAACCACGCUGUGUCUCUGAUCGAUGCAUUUUUUGUCAAUGAUAAGACAAAGAUGAAUCCCCAUGUCGAAUAUGGCCAAGUAGUCCGAGGUGCCAACAAUCCUACUGGCAAGGGACGCGCAGAAGGCAUCAUAAGCACUCGCUUCUUGGCUAGAGUCGUUAACGUGCUGCCACUGCUACAAGAUCACGAGGCAUACACUGCUGUUUCGCAACCUGUCCGAGCAUGGUUCUCGGACUACUUGCGCUGGCUUUUGGAAAGCUCAAUCGGUAAAAAGGAGGCUGCAACGAAGAACAAUCACUACACGUUUUAUCUAGUGCAGACCACCUCUAUCCAGCAAUUCCUCCAGCCUGAAAAUCGCGACGGUGUACGCAGCAUCGAAAAUUACUUCAACGUGACACUCCCAAAACAAGUUGAUCCAAACACUGGAAACCAGCCAUUGGAAGCCAAUCGGACCAAACCCUUCCACUACCUCGAGUUUAAUCUACAUGCCGCUUUGUUCCUUGGAGAAUUGGCCAUAGACGCUGGUUGCAACGUGUACAGUCAUCACCAGCUGAUCCCUUUAGCGACGACUUAUAUGGUGGGCUGUUGCAAACCAGACAUGAAGGAAGAUAUGACAGAAGGGGUGCGCACUGUUGAAAUUGUCAAGAGCCGUUAUGGGGAUACCAACGACAGCUGCUACACAAAUUUUCUUGAAAAUGCCCGCAGAUGCAAAGAUGCUGAAAACCUCAGCGGUCCUAAGCAUGCUAUCGCUCGACUGUGGUUUUACCACGAAAACGGCCAACAAUGUUCACCGAGCACCAGUAGUAGCAGUAGCAGUAGCAGUAGCAGUAAUGGCAGCCACCAUCAUAAAGGUAGUCGGACGAAAGCCUUUUUGAAUAAGCUGCUCCAUAGGAACAAGUAA